This is a messenger RNA of Papilio xuthus (Asian swallowtail), 811 nucleotides long. RefSeq lists its product as uncharacterized. The coding region runs from base 5 to 811 and encodes 268 amino acids. NCBI's taxonomy places the organism in Eukaryota, Metazoa, Arthropoda, Insecta, Lepidoptera, Papilionidae. The transcript has 3 exons. Gene Ontology annotation, cellular component: membrane. The record is from RefSeq and is a predicted model, not a curated record.
UAAAAUGGAUUAUACCAAAACAUUUGUAUUGCAAAUUACUGUCUUGGUACUUGUAUUAAAAGAAGCAAAGACUUUAGAAGAAGGAUAUCUUGGACAUGUAAAAGAUGCUUGCUAUAUGAAAGGAGAAGCGCUAUCUUGUAUGAAGUAUAAAGCUUUAAAAAUAGCGACGAAUACAUUCUUUGGUGAUAUAUAUUCAAACGAAACGAUAAGAGCAAGUAAGAUGAUUAGUUUUGUACCGCUUGAUGAAGAAGCAAUAAAAGAAGUAAUGAAGAACGAAGAAGAAGAAGCACUGAUGGAACCGAGAAGUUUAAUGUCAGAGUGGUCGGAAUUUACAAAAUACUUGAUGAAAUUAGUAAAAGAAUUCUUUAAAACUAAAGGAUUGAAAGUUGAUCUUCCAGAAGGUGCUAGAACAAUUGAAGAAACUGAUGAUGAUGCUCGAGGUAAAAAGAAAAAGCUGGCAGUGAUGAUACCACUGCUCAAUCUUUUAGCGACGCUGAAGACAAAGUUACUGCUCAUACCAAUCCUAUUAGCGGUACUUUUGAUAAAGAAACUACUUUUAGUUGCAGCUUUGUUGGUGCCGAGUUUACUUAGUACAUUGAAGUCAUGCAAGCAUCAUCACCCAAUGACACACUACUCGUCUUACUUCGAUGGUGGUUCGUCAGAUUUCAAUUCAGACUACGGCAGUAGUUACGCGUACUCAACAGGCGGUGGUUACGGCAAAGAUUAUGCAUCUAACAGAGCUUAUUUAUUACCUAAACAUAGACCUACACCCGCUCCUAUGUAUAUAACUGCACCUGGAACUACUGCGUAA